Molecule: messenger RNA, 1038 nt
Organism: Cydia splendana
Lineage: Eukaryota; Metazoa; Arthropoda; Insecta; Lepidoptera; Tortricidae
Exons: 2
Coding region: 67-1005 (312 amino acids)
Source: RefSeq, a predicted model, not a curated record
CCCUCCGCGAGCGGACGUAUAAUAAGUUCGCACGCAAUAAAAUAUUACAAAAAUUAACAUAAAAUAAUGAAACGUUGCUGCGCGUACGGUUGCAAAGCAAAAAGCGGUCCCGGAACCAAAUUCUUCAAUUUCCCGGCGUGUAAGCAACGAGCGAGAGAUUGGCUACGAGCAAUAAAUCGGCCAGACAUCCUCGCCGACCUCAACGAAGACAGACGCAACCUGCUAGAUUUCUACUACGUCUGCGAAGCUCACAUCUCCAAGCGUAACAAGGACACAGGUAUCCCUGUCCUUCACAUUGUGAGCAAAGGGACAUGUACGGACCAAAACAUUAACACUAAGGAGAAAGGCACUUCAACGGAAGAUCUGGUUGAGAAUCCUAGCAAAGGUACAUCGACAAGAGAUCUGACGAUGCGUAAACUAAGUAGAACGUCUAUAGAUAUAAUUGACAUACAGCCUACAGCUUACUACGGCCCUACACAGCAUAAUGUUGCUUCUAAACCCUUAAACAAACCAAAACCGAUUGUUUCAACUAAUACGCCUCGAACCGGCUACAUAGCUCCAGCAGGCGACAUUUUUAAAACUCCAAAGCCCGUUGAAACUCAAGCUGCUAAACUAAGGAAUUUUAGAAAGAAUAUUCCCACAUUGCCUACGAUAGCUGUUCAAAAACUGCAAACGGAUAAACCUGUAGCAAUAAGUCAAUUUCCAAAUAUACAAUCAUGUGACAGAGUCAGUGAUACAGAUAAGACAGUAAUAAAAACAGAAGAGAAUGCACUAGUGCUGGAUGAUAUUGUAAUGGCUUUGUCAGAACGUCAAAGAAAUGGCCAGCAUUCAGAAUCACCUAUGGAUGGACGUAAAAUAACGUUUAAAGUUAAGAUGAGUUUGCCAUAUUUCUGUGUAGAAGACGCCACAACAUCAGAAACCAGCAUCAAACGUGAGCUUGAUGAUGAUGAUAUCGAUAUUGACGAUAAUGUUAACAUCAAAGAAAAGAGAAGUAAACCAGGAUAGUUUUAAGAGAAUCAAAAUGUAAACAGAACUAUU